Alternaria novae-zelandiae is the source of this 1563-nucleotide messenger RNA. RefSeq lists its product as uncharacterized. Lineage: Eukaryota; Fungi; Ascomycota; Dothideomycetes; Pleosporales; Pleosporaceae. Bases 1 to 1563 code for a protein of 520 amino acids. The transcript has 3 exons. Gene Ontology annotation, molecular function: calcium channel activity; uniporter activity. The record is from RefSeq and is a predicted model, not a curated record. Gene Ontology annotation, biological process: mitochondrial calcium ion homeostasis; calcium import into the mitochondrion. Gene Ontology annotation, cellular component: uniplex complex; mitochondrial inner membrane.
AUGAGGCACCGACUGUCGGCGCUGGCCUCGCUCCCACGCGCCUCAACCUUCCCGACCGCUCGAUGCGCGCCACUGUUCACACGCAACUCUCCACGCAUAUCAAUACAGCUUAGGGCAUCCUCCCAGCUCAGAUGCUAUGCGACCAAGCCCAGAGGCCUGGACAAGGAGACUGACAAGUAUGGAGACUACAGCAACUCCAAUGCGCGGCCUGCUGCAGACCUCAAUGAAAACAUCACACAGGAAGAGAAGGACCACUUCGCAAAGAAACUGAAGGAAGACAAGGGCAAGCAAAUACGAACACCAUGGCACAGGGAAGGAAGCGACCUGCCGCCUGUCGCGCGACAGAGGAGCGCUGGAGCCAUGACCAAGGGCAAACUUCUCACUACCCCGUCGCGGAUGCUUAAGAUCAUCCUGCCACUCACGACGAGCGACAUGAACACCGAUCGCAAAGACGUGGAACCGCUAGCACUCCUCGUCCACCCACAGCAACCCAUCUCCUACCUCGAACGCCUGAUACAAGCCGAGCUACCCACAAUUAAGGACAAGGAGGGUCGUGAUCGUCAGCCGAAUGUCUACUUUCGCGCCGAGGACUCAAUGCAGCACGACGCAGAGCCGGAGGAAGUGGAAAGCACACCAGUCAGUAACGAAAGCGAGAGUCUCAGCGAGAAAGACGGCGAGGAGGACUUUGGACAGGUCGAUGAGAUCCGUAUCGACGGAAAGGUCCAGAAAACAGGGAAGCUCAACAGCCAAGAUCGGAAGACACCUGAGCAAGCUGAGCAGCUGCGAGGUGGGCCUGGAAAGGGAGGCGUCGAGUCGUACUCCGGACAGGGUCAGGAAGCACCAGCAGACAAGCAAGGCGAGCGCAAGUUUGUGCGAUGGUCUUCAUCGACCGAGAUUGGAGACUUCAUCCGCGAUGCUGCUCGCGGGCAAGAAUUCGCCAUUGAGAUUGAAGGUGCGCCAGAGGAGAUCCGGGUUGGUGUGCCCAGCUUCAACGACAGGACCUACUAUCUACGAAUGCGUCUGCGCAAGACGUCCAAGAAGAUUAGCGAGAUGGCGAGCGUGAAGAAGGAGUGCGAUGACUUGGCACAGGCGGCGGCAAAGAACGUUGCAAGGGCUGGCUUUGUGGGCAUCGCCGGAUGGUGGUGCGUUGUGUACUACCUCACCUUCCAGACAGAGCUGGGCUGGGAUGUCAUGGAGCCCGUCACAUAUCUGGUGGGUCUCUCCACUCUUAUCGGAGGUUACGUAUGGUUCCUCUACCACAACCGCGAAGUCAGCUACCGGUCUGCCAUGAACUUCACCGUAUCUCGCCGACAGCAGAAGUUGUACGCGCAACAUAAUUUUGAUUUGCGCAAGUGGGAAGUCCUGAUCGAAGACGGAAAUGCCCUUCGCAAGGAGAUCAAGGCUGUUGCCAACGAGUACGAUGUUGAGUGGGACGAACUGCAAGAAGAGAAGGACGAGAAAGUCCAGGAAGCACUCAAGAAGGACCGCAAGAAGAAGGAGGAAAAGAAGAAGUCCAAGGACGACGAGGAUGACCCGGCACCGGAACCGAAGAAGGACGACUAA